Nanorana parkeri is the source of this 1246-nucleotide messenger RNA. RefSeq names its product cell division cycle associated 7 (gene CDCA7). Lineage: Eukaryota; Metazoa; Chordata; Amphibia; Anura; Dicroglossidae. Gene Ontology annotation, biological process: regulation of DNA-templated transcription. Bases 11 to 1246 code for a protein of 411 amino acids. The transcript has 10 exons. Gene Ontology annotation, cellular component: nucleus. The record is from RefSeq and is a predicted model, not a curated record.
UGCUCUUAUCAUGGACCCCUUCAAGCUCCAGAAAAUCCAGACCUCAAACCAGAAGAAAUUUGGGAAAUUUCGGAAUGUGAAACUAAUCCCCAUGGAGACCUCGUCAUCGUCUGAUGACAGUUGUGACAGUUUUGGCUCUGAUAAUUUUGCAAACACGAAAAACAAAUUUAGAACAGGUACAAGUAGAGAACUGGCCAGAGUAUUUUCUGAGGAAUCGGAAUCUGAGUCAUUUUGUGGAUUUUCAGAAGAUGAAAUCCGGAAUGGCAUGAAAAUUGAAUCGGAUUCGGAAGAAGGCAGACCGAUGAGAACUCGAAGGUCCACAAGGGUUUUAGGCAAAAAUAACACGUCUCUGAAAGUAGCUCUCAAAUUCCCAACCAGAAAGGGUCCUGGAAGAAACCCCCCAAAGGAAGGACCGAAGAAGAAAGUAAAGACUGAAGAGUCUGAUGACUCUGACACAGAGGGUGGGGCCAGUUUCUUGGAGAAGAGGGCAUUGAACAUUAAACAGAACAAAGAAAUGCUUGCAAAGUUGAUGGCGGAGUUGAAGAGCAUACCUGAAUUUAUGACCUGCAAAAGCCCAUUCUCUCCUUUGACUCCUAAAGUUAAGAGAACACCUAGAAGUGUACAGUCGGCUGGACAGGCAAGGAGGAACCCAGAAAGAGCUUCUCGUCCCCACACCCGGUCCCGAUCUCAGACUGAUGGCCCCCCUAGCCCUGGUCUUGAUGAGGAGGAGGAAGAGGAUGAUCAAUACUACUUGGUUAGGAAGAGAAAGAUGGAAGAUGACUAUGAUGAUGAAAGUUAUGUCCCUCGGGUCCGCCGGCAAAGUUCCUUGACUCUGCCCCACAUUAUCAGGCCAGUGGAAGACAUCACAGAAGAGGAGCUGGAUGCCAUAUGUCUCAGUGCACGAGGCAAGGUCUACAAUAGGGCAACUGGUUCAACCUGCCAUCAGUGUCGUCAAAAGACCAUUGACACCAAAACCAACUGCCGGAAUCCAGAGUGCACAGGAGUGAGGGGCCAAUUCUGUGGCCCCUGUCUAAAGAACCGCUAUGGAGAAGAUGUGAGGACAGCAUUGCUGGAUCCAGACUGGCACUGCCCACCAUGUAGAGGAAUCUGUAACUGCAGUUUCUGUAGACAGCGUAAAGGCCGUUGUGCCACUGGCGUGCUGGUUUACCUAGCAAAGUACCACGGGUAUGACAAUGUGCAUGCAUAUCUGAACAGCUUGAAACGUGAGCUGGAACAGGAGGACUGA